This is a messenger RNA of Linum trigynum, 264 nucleotides long. Lineage: Eukaryota; Viridiplantae; Streptophyta; Magnoliopsida; Malpighiales; Linaceae. The record is from the annotation of a GenBank genome assembly.
AUGCCAGGCGUUUCGACCCCUACAGCAACACUUACAACAAGGGGUGGCACCAACAUCCCAACUUCUCCUGGGUGGGACCAAUCCUACACCACCAAUCUCCCAGGGACCUCCAGGCUUCCAGAGCCCUUCUUAACAACCCAGACAAGGGAAAUUCCAGCAGCAACAACCACUUUACCCGCCCAGAUAGGGGCUAGUUCCUCCUUAGUCACAGAUGCGGCCAUUUCAGCCGUCAGGUGCAGCCCCCGCAGCCCCAGUAUAGAGUGA